Molecule: messenger RNA, 632 nt
Organism: Macrosteles quadrilineatus (aster leafhopper)
Lineage: Eukaryota; Metazoa; Arthropoda; Insecta; Hemiptera; Cicadellidae
Gene: Lamtor5
Exons: 4
Coding region: 297-575 (92 amino acids)
Biological process (GO): cellular response to amino acid stimulus; positive regulation of TORC1 signaling
Cellular component (GO): Ragulator complex; lysosome; cytoplasm
Molecular function (GO): guanyl-nucleotide exchange factor activity
Source: RefSeq, a predicted model, not a curated record
CUGUCAAAUCAGAAGCAGAAGGUAAGGUACAGACAGGAAGCAGGAACAGGAACGUCAAGUCAAGUCCAACCAAGCCAUCGCGUCACCAGCAGGAGCAGGAGCAAACUGAUGUUAGGCUUACAACAAAGUUUUGAAUCAUUCAGAAAUAGUUUACAUUAUAGUGCUAUGAGUGUUAUGCUAUGAACAUUGGAAUAGAACUGUAAGCUAAACCUGCAACUUUCAUCCACUACAUAGAUCUAGCCUACAAGACAAGAUUACAAAUAAACCUAAUCUCAUCUAACUUUCUCACUGGAAUAAUGGAAUCACCACUAGAAUCUUGCCUGCAGAGUUUAAUGAAGGAUGAAGAUGUUACUGGAUGCAUGCUUGCUGAUAAACAUGGACUGUGUUUAGCAGCGGCAGGAAAGGCACACCCGGAGGCUACUGGCCUUGUAGCCGCAGUGGCUCAUCAAGUGGCCAAGCUAGAACCCUCUCUCCCUCCACCUGUCAUCCUGCUAGAGGCUGACAACAGGAAAUGUUUGAUCCAGCAAAGCUCAACUCUCACAGCCGCCAUUUUCAAGAACAAUGUCACAGCUUGAACUUUCUGUACACUAUAUACAGCAUAUUACACUUUUGUAAAUAAAACUUUGAUUAAA